Molecule: messenger RNA, 4591 nt
Organism: Pogona vitticeps (central bearded dragon)
Lineage: Eukaryota; Metazoa; Chordata; Lepidosauria; Squamata; Agamidae
Gene: TRIM32
Product: tripartite motif containing 32
Cellular component (GO): cytoplasm
Molecular function (GO): protein binding; zinc ion binding
Source: RefSeq, a predicted model, not a curated record
GGUGUUUUCAUUGGGGGGGGGUUAAUCAGUGUCUGCAAUGCUUUGAGCGCCCCUGGGAUUCACCCCCAGCGCCAAAAGCACAGGGUCUCUGCCCCAAGGAGCCUACUAUCUAAAACUCUGCCCUGGGCAGAAAAAAAGAAAAGGAUGAUUCCAGGAAGGAGGGAUGAUCUUGGGCUAAACAGAGGCACCAGGCCAGCCUUUGCUUGGCCCAUUCUUGAGCCGGGUUCAGAAGAAAUAAGUCAGCUUCCCCUUCCUGGUGGGUCACUGCCGGGGGACGAUUCCCGCACAGUUGUUCCACCUUACGUACAACGUUCGGUUGACAGCACUUUGGCUGGACUCCGAUCAGAGCCUGCGUGUCAUUGGGUUAAGCCUUUGGGCUACCAAAGUUGCAAUUACCCUUGUUUUGGGGUGCAAAAGGGCACCUGAGGUGACCCAAGGGUGGUGGUGGGGACAUGCCCUCCAUGCAUGCCCUCCAAAGCCCCGCUGAGCUUUAUCCCCCCACCCCAUCCCCAGGAGUGCAGGUUGCUGUAUUUCAAAAGAAGCCAUCCAUGGAGGACGUUACAGGGUGACCGAACAGAACAGGACAUGAUCUACGCUUGAGAGUCCUGCCGGCUACUGCAUUUUUGGAAUUAGAAGGGGAGAAGAGGAGGGAGGGUUUAAAGGAGCCCAGAUCCCUCCCAUCAGCUGGGAAAAAGGGGGGGGGAUUACCCCAGCAACAGACAACACAAUAAAAUGAAAAAAAAAUAAUUUUGACACUUUAUGAAGUCCCCGCCACAAUGCACACACACACAGAGAGAGACUCAUCCAGUUCCUUUUUAAAAACAACAUUGGUUCAGCUGGCCACAUGCGUGCCAAACAGGACGUGUCGUUGGGCAGUUUCCAGCCAGAGUUGGGGUUGUCGGAAAGGCCUGACACUGGAAGGGCACAUUUUCCAGCCCCCCCCCUUUCGUCCCUUGGGUGGCAGGCCCGUCCCAAGGGGCGCUGUGGGCAGGUAACCCAUUUGGCGAAAGGAACUCAAAUUGAGCAGCGGCGUAUGGCUUACCCGAAAAUCUGGAAGAGAUGCUGCCCUGAAUAUAUUCUAAAAACACAUUUUUAAAAAUCCUUUUUUGAGAACUUGAGCGUUGCCUUCUAGCGAUGAGACGGGGUGCAAAUGUCAUUGGUAAUAAAAAUAAGGGGAACGGGCGAUGGGAAGGCUGAAGCAUUGACAAAGGCCGCAUAAUGUCCCCGUCGGGUAGCAAAACUGGGCGCUUGGUCCCUCUCCCAUCCCUCUUCUUCCGCCCUGGAUGCUUUCCGAGGGAAAGGGCAGCAGAGGGGGAGAUGAUGAAAGGAACUGGGAUUUCCAGCUUGGAACGAACGUGUGUCCCAUAGCCUCAGUGUACCCGGGAGAUGGCUGCUACGUGAAACGCACCACGGAGCCUGUUUGCAUUGCGAGGAGGAGGAGGAUCUGUUCCAAGUGAGGUCAGGACUGGAUUCGGGAUCCAUGCCGCCGGCCCCGCCUCGACGGAGAGAGACGCCAUGGCCGCCGCUCCUCAGCUCAACUCGGACGCCCUCCGGGAAGUCUUGGAGUGCCCGAUCUGCAUGGAGUGCUUCACCGAGGAGCAGCUGCGGCCGAAGCUCCUGCACUGCGGGCACACCAUCUGCCGGCAGUGCUCGGAGAAGCUCCUGGCGAACAGCAUCAACGGGAUCCGUUGCCCCUUCUGCAGCAAAGUGACGCGGAUCACCAGCCUGGCUCAGCUGACGGACAACUUGACCGUGCUGAAGAUCAUCGACACGGCCGGGCUCGGCGAGACCGUCGGCCUCCUCAUGUGCAAGGCUUGCGCCCGGCGGCUGCCCAAGCACUUCUGCCGCAGCUGCGGCUCGGUCCUGUGCGAGCCGUGCAAGGCGGCCGAACACGCCCAGCGGGGCCACGGGGUGGUGGCCAUCAAAGAGGCGGCCGACGAGCGGAGGAGGGCGUUCGGGGCCAAGCUGGGCCGCUUGCGGGAGCUCAUGGGGGACCUGCAGAAGAGGAAGGGGGCCCUGGAAGGGGUCUCCAAGGACCUGCAAGCAAGGUACAAAGCCGUCCUGCAGGAGUACGGCAAGGAAGAGCGGAAGGUGCAGGAGGAGCUGGCCAGAUCCCGGAAGUUCUUCACCGGCUCCCUCUCCGAAGUGGAGAAGGUGAACAGCCAGAUCAUGGAGGAGCAGGCUUACCUGCUGAACAUCGCCGAGGUGCAGAUUGUGUCGCGCUGCGACUACUUCCUGGCCAAGAUCAAGCAGGGGGACCUGGCCCUCCUGGAGGAAGAGGGCGAGGAGGAGGAACCCGAGCUGAUGAACACCCUUCCUAAAGAGCUGACCCUGCAGGAGGUGGAGCUCCUGAAGGUCGGCCACGUGGGGCCGCUGCAGAUUGGCCAAGUGGUGAAGAAGCCCCGGAGCAUCAACGUGGAGGACUCGCUGAUGGAGACGGGAGGGGCCGCCUCCGCCUCCUCCGUGACCUUCAGGGAGGUGGACGCCGCCGAGGACGAGGCCGGCCCCUUGCCCAGCUGCCCCUCGCCGGCCAAGCCGCGGAUGCCGGACGCGGCCUCUGGCCUCCAGCAGUGCCACUUCCUCAAAAAGAUGGGCUCCAAAGGGAGCACGCCGGGGACCUUCAACCUCCCCGUCAGCCUGCACGUCACCCCUCAGGGGGAGGUGCUGGUGGCGGAUCGUGGCAACUUCCGGAUCCAGGUCUUCACCCGCAAGGGCUUCCUGAAGGAGAUCCGCCGGAGCCCCAGCGGCAUCGACAGCUUCGUGCUCAGCUUCCUGGGGGCCGACCUGCCCAACCUGACGCCCUUGUCGGUCACGAUGAACUGCCACGGCCUCAUUGGGGUGACCGACAGCUACGACAACUCCGUGAAGGUCUACACCCUCGACGGGCACUGCGUGGCCUGCCACAGGAGCCAGCUGAGCAAGCCAUGGGGGAUCACCGCUCUCCCGUCCGGACAGUUCGUGGUCACGGACGUGGAAGGCGGGAAGCUCUGGUGCUUCACCGUAGACCGCAGUGUUGGGGUGGUGAAGUACAGCUGCUUGUGUAGCGCCGUGCGCCCAAAGUUCGUGACCUGCGACGCGGAAGGGACGAUCUAUUUCACGCAGGGCCUGGGCCUGAACCUCGAGAACCGCCAGCACGAGCAUCACCUGGAAGGGGGCUUCUCCAUCGGCUCCGUCGGCCCCGACGGGCAGCUCGGCCGGCAGAUCAGCCACUUCUUCUCCGAGAACGAGGACUUCCGCUGCAUCGCCGGGAUGUGCGUGGACACUCGGGGCGACCUGAUCGUCGCGGACAGUAGCCGGAAAGAAAUCCUGCAUUUCCCCAAGGGCGGCGGCUAUAACAUCUUGAUCCGAGAAGGUCUCACCUGCCCGGUGGGCAUUGCCAUCACGCCCAAGGGGCAGCUCUUAGUCUUGGACUGCUGGGAUCACUGCAUCAAGAUCUACAGUUACCACUUGCGGAGGUACUCCACGCCGUAAGAGGGGCAGGAGCCGGAACGGGCUGUGCGGCGUGCCUCUUUGGGGGGGCUAGAUUCUUCCAAUGGACAUAAGAGACUCAUUGACACGGGUGCCAUAGUUUUUGAGCAGACUCUGCUCCGAUCCUCUGUGUGUGUGUGUGUUUGAUUAGAAGACACGGCAUCUGUGUGUGUGUGUGUGUUUUUCAAAGGAGCGCUGUCUCGUGGUAAUACAGCCUUGUUUUUGAGUUCUAGCUGCGGAGAUAAUGAGGGAGUGACCAAUGGAGAUGGGGGGAAGGUGGCCUCCCUUUCGGUUCAUCUGGGGGCUGGAGUCGCUGUUCCUUUGUGCCUGGGGAUGGCCAAACCUAAUGGCUUGUGGUGCUUGUUCCUGCCCACCUGCCCUGGCUGGAGGGUGGAGGGGGCGAAAUAUGUGGUCAUGCAAAGGCCCUGGCCAAAAAAGAAAGGGAUUGAUCCCUUUAUGCAGAGUUCAAACGCUGCCACCACAGUAAGGUGGCUGAAGGAGAGGCUGGCCCUUCCAAUUUAUGUCUUCCACUUCUCCAAGGCUGUAUUAACCACGCACUGUAACACCCCUGCACCCCCAGAUCUCUGUAUCACCUUUCACCAAUGCAUGCGUAGGGGCUCACAGAGGAAUUUACCUUUUCAUUGGCUGUUCCACUACACGUAGUCGGUAGUACGUUUUCCCCAAAACUCAGAUCCCUCGAAAUGUCCGGCGGCACUGUGUAACCGAGUUGUUGCAAGAAAAGUUCGCUGACGCGGCUGCAGCCGAAGAGCAACGUCCGCGCACGCUCCCCCAGAGGGUGUACCCCAUUUGGUGCCGACGGGACCUGUGUUUGUGUGUGAAUUUCAAGCCCUUUGUUCAAUGUGAAAUAGGUGUAGUUGCGGCUGCCGAAUGCCGACGCUGGACUGUCUCCAAGGAAUCUCCGGGAAACGGACAUCGGUUUGAUGGGGCUGUGAAAGGGUGGUUGGGUGGGAAGGCCAACAAUAUGGGGCUGAAUCCCUCCCUUUGUGUUUCACAACUUGUGCUGCACUCUUGCUUGGAAAAAUGUGUUGGCGGGUCAUGUUUUUUUUCUUGUGGGUUCUUUCACCGGGGAGGGAGGAAUGGAAGUAAAGGAGAUCAAACGUGA